This is a messenger RNA of Lodderomyces pseudojiufengensis, 1719 nucleotides long. RefSeq names its product Agp2p (gene AGP2). Gene Ontology annotation, biological process: amino acid transmembrane transport. The transcript has a single exon. Bases 1 to 1719 code for a protein of 572 amino acids. Gene Ontology annotation, cellular component: membrane. The record is from RefSeq and is a predicted model, not a curated record. Gene Ontology annotation, molecular function: amino acid transmembrane transporter activity. NCBI's taxonomy places the organism in Eukaryota, Fungi, Ascomycota, Pichiomycetes, Serinales, Debaryomycetaceae.
AUGUGGUUUACAAAUAGUAAUAAAGAAAAAGAUUCAAAAGAACAAUUUGCAACUACUGAAGAUUUUACAAAUACUUCAUCAAAUAAUUCAAUAUCUUUACAAUCAUCAAAACCCCCCAUUGCCAAACAAGAUGUUAGCAGAACUCAAAGAAAAUUACAUAAUAGACAUAUUCAAUUAAUUGCAAUUGGAGGAUCAAUAGGUACAGGAUUAUAUGUUACUAUUGGAACAACAGGUUUAGUAAAUGGUGGACCAUUAGGUUUAUUAUUAUCUUAUUGUAUAUCAACAUUAUUAACUUUAUUGUUAACAACAGCGAUGGGAGAAAUAGUAUGUUAUGCACCAUUUGAUUCACCAUUUUUAAAUAUGGCAGGUAGAGUUGUUGAUGAAUCAUUUGAAGUGGCUGCAUCAGUAAAUUUUUGGUUAAUGCAAGCAUUAUAUGUACCAUUUGAAAUUACUGCAGUUAAUACAAUUAUACAUUUUUGGAGAGAUGAUUAUUCACCAGCUAUAACAUUAUGUAUACAAAUUGCAAUAUAUGCUGCAAUAAAUCUUUAUGCAGUUAGAAUAUUUGGAGAAUUUGAAUUUGCUUGUUCUUUAUUAAAACUAUUAUUAUGUAUUGGUUUAAUUAUUUUUACAAUAGUUUCAAUGUGUGGUGGUGUAAAAGGUCAAAGUGCUUUUGGAUUUCAAAAUUGGCAUUAUGGAUUAUUUGCAACUAAUUAUGCAACUGGAAGAUUAGGACAAUUUCAAGGAUUUUUAACAAGUUUAAGAAUGUCAAGUUCUUUUACUUGUGUUGGAAGUGAAUAUUUAAGUAUGACUGCUGGAGAAGCAGUAAACCCAAGAAAAACAUUACCAAUUGCUUAUAGAACUGUCUUAUAUAGAUUAGUUGUAUUUUAUAUUGGUGGUGCAUUAUGUGUUUCAAUCUUGGUUAGAUAUAAUGAUCCUGGUUAUGUUAAUGCUGCUUCAAAUUCAGGUAGUAGUCCAUAUGUAUAUGCAGCAAGGAAUUUAGGUAUAAAUGCAUUACCAGAUAUCAUAAAUGCAGUUGUUUUAACAUCAGCUUUUAGUGCUGGAUGUAGUUAUACUUACACAUCAUCAAGAUCAAUGUAUAAUUUAGCUUUAAAAGGUUAUAUACCAAAAUUUUUUAAAAUUUGUACAUCAAGAGGAAUUCCCAUUUAUUGUGUAUUUGUAUCAAUAUGUUUUUCAUUAUUAUCAUUAUUACAAUUAAGUAGUUCAAGUGCAAAAGUUUUAAAUUAUAUGGUUAAUUUAUGUACUGGAUCUCAAUUAUUAAAUUAUGGAUUUAUGUGUAUUAUUUAUAUUGGAUUUUACAGAGCAACAAAAGCUCAAGGUAUAGAUAGAUCAAGUUUUACAUAUAGAUCUUGGUUUCAACCAUAUUCAAUAUAUUUUGUUACAAUAAUUUAUUGGUGUAUUAUUGGUAUAUUAGGUUAUCCAGUAUUUAUGCCAGGUAAUUGGUCAACUGAUGAUUUUUUAUUUAGUUAUGUUAUGAUAUUUGUUUCAUUAGCGGUGUUUUUAAGUUGGAAAAUUAUCAAAAGAACAAAAUUUAUAAAACCAAUUGAUGCUGAUUUAACUUCAGGUUUAGAUGAAAUUGAAGCUCAUGAAUUUGAAUAUUAUCAAAAUUUAAAAUCAAAAAAUGGUAAAGAAGGUGAUGAAGAAAGUGAUUUAGAAGAAAAAAGAAGUAUUUUUAAAAGAAUCAUGGAUUGGCUCUUUUAA